This is a messenger RNA of Didymosphaeria variabile, 915 nucleotides long. RefSeq lists its product as uncharacterized. The coding region runs from base 1 to 915 and encodes 304 amino acids. NCBI's taxonomy places the organism in Eukaryota, Fungi, Ascomycota, Dothideomycetes, Pleosporales, Didymosphaeriaceae. The transcript has 2 exons. The record is from RefSeq and is a predicted model, not a curated record.
AUGCUGAUCAUCCUGAACAUCUGCCUGCAGAGCGCGCUCUGGAGUGGAGCGGAAAACGUAUUGUCACACGAGCUUGGAGCCGUGAGCAAGGUUCCGCGCCCAGGACAAGAGCAGGAGGGUUUUGGCGAGCUAAUAGAUCCUGUUAUCCGGCUUGGAACCAAGAUCGCAUUGAUUGCUGUCGCGUGGGGGAUGAAAUACGACUACUUCGAUAUCGGCGCGCUCACGGCUGUGAUCAACAUCCCGUUUGCCUUCCUCCUCACCACCUUCUACAACAUCUCGCUUCUCACCGCAUUCGCCCACAUCGCCAUCGAGGUCAUCGCUAUUGUGGUGCCAACAUACCUCCUCCGCCCGAUCGCGGACGUCAACAACCCCGCCGUGCCGCUCCGCAACCGCUACCUACUUAACAGCUUCCAGGUCUCGUGGUCAAACACUGCACUCGCCGUCGGUGUCUAUGCCACCGUGCUAUACAGCUCGCUGCAGACCAACUGGCUCACCCUCUUCCUCAUCAACCACUUCGACCUUCCCAGCGUCGAGCUCGCGCACGACGUCCAGGCAGCGACCUUCGUCCCCAAGCUCCUCAUCGCAGGCUACGCGACAAAAGCUUUUCUGCUCGACCCCGCUAUCGGCGCGCAACCCGACACUGGGGCUGCGACUCCUGUGGGAGACUUCGAGCCUGCGACUGCGACACUGCCGCAGACGCUGAAGCACAACUUUUGGUUCUUCGGCCGGCGCACGAGGACGCUUAUUCAGCGGACUGCGGUGUUGAGCAUCUUCUUGCUUGCCAAUACCGUUCUCAAAGGCGCAACGCUGGAAGGCAGUGAAGUCAUCGGGUCUGCGGGCUAUGCUUCUGUCUGGAUUGUGGCGGCUAAUAUCUGCGCGUGGUGGUUCGUUUGGACUGGCGACGCCGAGCCGUGA